AUGGGGCCUCGGUGGAUGUACACGCUCCUGUUGCGCUUUUGGAUGAUCCAGGGCCUGGUGCUGGGUGCCACCGGGCACUACUAUAGUGUCUCCCGUCGCCGGCUGGUGCCCUGCGGUGUGCUCCGCUGGUACAGCUGGCUGCUGAUGCUGGCCACUCUGUUGAUGUACGGUGUCUACUGGCGGUAUGCGGAGAACUACCUUGUGGAGGGCAUGUUCCGGCGUCACAGAUUUGUGCAGAUACUCAGCGAGGGUACCGUGCGGGUGAUGCUGCUCACCCUGGUGCUGCAGAGUGUGCUCCGGGUGUUCCGGGAGCGGGAGGUCUGUGCGGUGUACAACGAGCUGAGGGCGAUGAGGCAGCGAUCCAAGGUGCUGCAGCUUCAGGAGGAGCACAGUCGCUUCUACUACGUGAUGUUCUUUGCCAAACUCAUCAUUUAUCUGCAAAACUUCAACUGUGUCCUGAGUGUUUACAUAGUGGUGGAAGUGCGAACUUUUACGGUCUGCGACUUUAUGGCCACCUUUUACUUCGCUUACAUUUCGCUGGUACGGGAGUGCCUGCUGAUGUCCUACGUUCUGCUGCUGCUGCAACUGGGCGAGGCUCUGCGGGUCAAUGGUGAGCAUCCAAGGACCUCCUAUGCGGCCCUCAUGCGACAGCUGAGACGGCAGGAGCGACUGCUGCGACUGGUGCAGCGGGUGCAUCGCCUGUUCGACUGGCAAGUGCUGGCUGUGCUGGUAUUCCAGCUGUACUUCAACACGACCACCUUCUAUGUGGCCUACUCCUUUCUCGCGGCGCCCUCUCAGUCAGGGUCAGGGUCAGGGUCGGGGUGGGGGUCGGGUUUCCGUGUGUGGAGUAUUAAAUUCCUGCUCACCGCCGCCGCAUUCAUCAGCAAGCUCUGCGAUGGCCUCCUCCUGCAUAUUGUUGGCGGUCAUUUGCUGGCCCAGGGCAACAAAGCCUGCGCCAGUCCGCAAGUGGAGGCGGCAUCGACCCACGUACAGGCAGCCCAGCGUCAGAUGGAAAUGGCUUACCUAAAGCGUGCCAUUCGUGCUGCUAACCCGGAGAACAGAGUCCUCGGCAUGUUUAGCAUGGACAUGGGAUGUGCCUUCGCCAUCAUCAGCAGCAGCCUGUCCUAUGGUAUUAUAAUCAUGCAGCUGGGCUAUAUCCACAGCAAAUGAAUGCGUGCAUGGAAAGUGUGGCCCCAAAUCAGCAAUCA
Drosophila guanche is the source of this 1208-nucleotide messenger RNA. It is a transcript of the gene Gr10b, whose product is annotated as putative gustatory receptor 10b. Gene Ontology annotation, cellular component: membrane. The transcript is spliced from 2 exons. Bases 1 to 1170 code for a protein of 389 amino acids. NCBI's taxonomy places the organism in Eukaryota, Metazoa, Arthropoda, Insecta, Diptera, Drosophilidae. The record is from RefSeq and is a predicted model, not a curated record. Gene Ontology annotation, biological process: sensory perception of taste.